AUGACACAAAUCCUGCGCAAAUUGUCUACGAUUACGUUUAACCUUAAUCCAACCAUGGCUUAUGACCAACAUUAUGAUCCAGAACGCUAUCAACCUUUAUUAACAAAACCACCGCCAAUCAAAGUUCCGAAAACUUGUGAACAAUGCCGCGAAGACUAUGUCGAUAUGUGUUGUUUUGCAUGCGAGAAGAAGGGAUUGCCAAAGAAUUGGACAAGUGGGAAUUCGACUAUCGAUAAUUUUAUAAAGGACAUUCAAUCAAAAGCGAAUAAUCAGCAAGCUUAUUUGCAAUGGUUGAAAUAUGAAUCGUUUAGCGAUAUCAAGCAAAUAGGCAAGAUUGGGAAGAAGAAUAUUUAUUCAGCGGUUUGGUACGAAGGACCAAUUACUCGACAGCCUAUCCCUUGGGGAGUACAGAGUAAUCAUAAGGUGAUUCUUAAAGAGACGGAACGAGAAGAACAAAAUUUAGAUUCAUUUCUUGAAGAGGUUCUUGCACAUUGGCAAUUUCGUGGAAUAUUCGAAAGUCGUGUGUUACGUUGUUUUGGAAUUUCGAGAAAUCCCUCAACAAAUGCUUUGAUAAUGGUCAUGGAAUAUUUCUCAGAUGGCGAUCUUGGUCAUUGUCUUCGAGAAUACUAUUCGCAGUUGCAAUGGGAACACAAAAUUUCAAUACUUGAAGACAUUGCCAAUGGACUUGCGAAAAUUCAUGAUACUUCAUACGCACUUAAAGAUUUUCAUGGCGGAAAUAUUUUAAUAAAUUUGGAAGGCCGGGCAGUAAUUGCUGACAUGACCUUGUCAUUUUCUGAUGGAGGCUACCCUAGUUCAAGACUGACAGGAGUUUUACCUUACAUUGCUCCAGAAAUAUUGAAACGUCAACCGAUUGCACGCGCAGCAAAUAUUUAUUCGUUUGGAAUAAUUAUGUGGGAAUUGGCGACGGGAGAACGAGCAUUUGCAAAUCGAGCACAUGAUGAUGCUUUGGCUAUGGAGAUAUAUCGCAAACUUCGACCCCGUAUUCCUAAUAAUAUUCCGGAAUGUUUUGCGGCACUUAUUAGACAAUGUUGGCAUUCAGAUCCUUACAGACGACCAAUGGCUAAAGAAAUUGCUCAAACUUUUCAAAAAUGGGGAAAAAAAUUAGGGAAACGAGAAUUUACUGAUAGGACCUCAAUUAUUUAUAUUCCCGGAGAAGAUACUGAAAUUGAUGCAUUUCAUGCGGCUGAUAUAUCACAACAGAAUAAUCGCUUAUAUUCAGAAUUAAAGGCUGAUUCAGAGCAUCCAAAUGCGCAAUACAUAACACGAGAUUUUGACUAUCCUCCGCUUGACGAAGUCUUAUGUGAAUAUGAAAGCGAAGAUGAUCUUGAAUGCUUUCCAACUAAUUUCGGCCAAUUGUGGAAUGAAAGCGAAGAUAAGCAUGGCUCAAAAUUAAAAAGAUCCAACACUUUACUUCAACUGAAAAAAACCAGUGAACGAAGAGCAAUCGCGCAAUUUGCUCUUCAAUUACAAGCACUUGCUGGAACUUAUCUUGCACGUUGCUACGGCUUUUCGCGGGAUCCGAAGACAGGAAAUUUCGUUAUCGUAUAUGAAUAUGUACCUGAAGGCAACCUAGGUCAUUGUCUAACAACACAGUUUUCAAAGUGGCAAUGGUGGCAUAAACUUCAAAUUCUUAAUGGAAUCGCCAUAGCUCUUCGUGCAAUCCACAAAUCCGGACACAUUCACAAAGAUUUGCAUUUAGAAAAUAUGCGUAUACAUGAAAUCAAUGGUCCAUCAUCAGAAACGGACUAUGUCGGCGAAGAUGUUGAAAAAAUGAAACGGCAUCUAUCGCAAUUUUUGCAAUCGGAUGCACGAAUGUAUUCUAACGGAUAUAGUAAAGAUAAUAUAGUCUCGGAAGAUCCUCUGGGCAUAUAUACAAGUCGUAAGCUGGACUUUGCCAAGCGUCGAAAGUCUUCGCGUCCUGAACUUGAAUCAAGUCGAUCGUCUAAUACUCGUUCAAUAUAUCCGGAUAUUAUAAAUGAGCGCGCAUCAAAUAAUGCGUCAACGGAAACUGAUAAUAAAAGAAACUCACGGAUAACUGGCAAUAAAAAUGGGAAUUUCUUAACAUUCAUUAAAGAAGGAGGAAAAAAACUCGAACGAGUAUCAGAUAUUCUCCGAAAUGACCGAAAUGACCGAAAUGAUAGAAUUUCCAAUGAUUACAAGACAUUUAGUGAACAUUACGAUGAAGAAUCAGAUUCCGAUAUUGUUCAAUCGACAUCUCUGCAUGAUGGUGGUGACUUUAAGUGUAUUGUUGAUGAUGUAGACCCCGAUCCUACUACAAUAUCACCGCAAACGCCCACUUAUCGACCAAGAAGUGCUUCAAAUUUAGAGAAGAAGUCCGAAGGAUUAGGUCAUUUUCGACCUCGUAGUGUCUCAGACGUUCCCCCAACACCAAUAGAAAUAACACAUCCCAUUAUGCAAAAGGAACAACACAGCAACAAACAAGAUGAAGGAUAUCAUACGAAUUUCGCCACACCAGCAAACAGCUACGAGGAAAAGAUUCAUAUAACGAAAUCUUCUCUUUCCUUGAGUCAGCCCUCGUCAACAAUAGUUCCAUCAUACUAUUCGAUCAAUACAGACACAAAAGAUGAUAUUAUAUCUUCUUCGUACUCUUCAGAGAUAAAGAUGGAUACUACUUCUCUUUCCUUGAUUCAGCCCCCGUCAACGAAAGCAUCUCAUUUGUACAGCUCAACAAAUACAGAGAUGAAGAAUGAUUUUUCAUUGACUCAACUACCGUCAACAAUACUAUCUUCCUCGUACUAUUCAACCAAAACAGAGAUCAAGGAUGAUACCUCUUAUUUUUCGUACCACCCAGCAAACACAGAGACAAAGAAUGAUACUACAACUGCUGCUUCUGCAAUACAAACAAGACGAGAAUUCUCGCGGUCACUUUCGAAUGCAUUGAGCAUUCACGGAACUG
Molecule: messenger RNA, 2938 nt
Organism: Ambispora leptoticha
Lineage: Eukaryota; Fungi; Glomeromycota; Glomeromycetes; Archaeosporales; Ambisporaceae
Source: the annotation of a GenBank genome assembly